Messenger RNA from Thlaspi arvense, 567 nucleotides. The record is from the annotation of a GenBank genome assembly. Lineage: Eukaryota; Viridiplantae; Streptophyta; Magnoliopsida; Brassicales; Brassicaceae.
AUGAAGCUUAUAUCACUUGUCAGGAACGUUCAUUCUCGCCAAUGCCAACAGAAAGUAAACUGGUCUGUGCAAGUGCGUUUCCUGCAGCAAGAUUCAGUAUCGAAGUCUAAACCCAAGAGAUACAAGUACCCAUCAGUCUAUGACCCGUAUGGUCCUAGACCCCAGCCUUCAAGCAAAAUCGUGGAGCUAGCUGAGCGGAUAGCUGCAUUGUCUCCAGAGGAACGGAGACAAAUUGGUCCUGCGCUCAAUGAACACCUGAGGCUUCCGAAACAGCAUAUGAUUUCAACGGAAGGCAUGAGUAUGGGAGCAAAGCAGGAUGCUGGAACCGCAAAAGCAGAGGAGAAGAAGGAGAAGACGGCUUUCGAUGUGAAGCUGGAGAAGUUUGAUGCAGCUGCAAAGAUCAAAGUGAUCAAAGAAGUGAGAGCGUUCACGAGUUUGGGUCUCAAGGAAGCGAAAGAGCUUGUGGAGAAAGCCCCUGUCGUGCUUAAACAAGGUCUGACGAAGGAAGAAGCUAAUGCAAUCAUAGCAAAGAUCAAAGCUGUAGGUGGAGUCGCAGUUAUGGAGUAA